AUGCGCAUUGCACUGCGCCAAAACAACCUGGAGUACGGACACGACCAUUUGAUGGAUGUAUCCCAUCCGUCCUCAAGCAACUACGGCAAGCAUUGGUCGGCAGGAGAGGCUCAUGACUACUUCGCACCCAGCGAUGAGACUGUUGGAGCAGUCAAAGACUGGCUGCUAAGCUAUGGGAUUCACGAGAACGACAUUUUCCAUUACGAAAACAAGGGCUGGCUUGCCGUCGACCUUCCCGCAAGCCAUGCUGAGAGCAUGCUCAACACAGAGUAUUUCGAGUAUGCCACGUCCGGUUCUCAUCGCAUUGGCUGUGAUCACUACUCUCUUCCAGCACACCUCUCCGACCACGUGGACUUCAUCAAGCCCGGAGUAAAGCUUUCGGCACCAUUGAAGAAGCGACAGGUCAAGCGGGAUGGCUGGCCAGGAGGUGGUUAUUGGGGUCAUGGUGGUUACGGUGGUCACGGUGGUCCCGGCUGGCCAGGCCCACCUCAUUUUCCCGCGCACCAUUGGCCGCAUUGGAAACCACCACACCAUGCGCAUGGUCUUCCGGAGAAUCUUCAGGCCUGCAGCGUCAACAUCACCCCUGUCUGCAUCAAAGCUCUCUACAACAUCCCUAACGCUCGCCUGAGUCAGCCGAUCAACGUGAUGGGCCUCUUCGAGGAGUAUGAUGCAUUCUCGCAGCAAGACCUCAAUCUAUUUUUCAAGAACUAUGCCCCAAACGUGCCACAGGGCACGUCGCCUCAAGUCAAUUCUGUGGACGGUGGCACCGCUCCCGUGGCAGCAGGGAGCGUACGCAAUUCUGGCGAGUCCGACAUCGAUCUUGAUCUGGCUUAUGCACUGAUCUAUCCACAGACUGUAACCGUGUAUGAGGUGGACGAUAUUCCCAAUGCUUCCGGAGAGAUCAAAACAGCUGGGUUCCUCAACACAUUCUUCGACGCUGUAGACGGAAGCUAUUGCACCUUCAAAGGGGGCGACUCUCCAAUUGAUCCCGUGUAUCCGGAUAAGCAUAAAGGCGGCUAUAAGGGCCAGACACAAUGUGGCACUUACGAGCUCACCCGAGUGCUGAGCAUCUCCUAUGGAGAAGCUGAGAGCGAAGUGCCCAAACGCUACAUGGAGCGUCAGUGCCUGGAGAUUAUGAAGCUGGGCCUUCAGGGCCACUCCCUCUUCUUAGCGUCAGGUGACUACGGUGUCGCAGGGUAUCCGGGGGAGGAACACGACAAGUUCGGCUGCCUGUCCGGUCACGGCCAGAAUGGAACCAUCUACAACCCUGACUCUGUGAGCAGCUGCCCCUACAUGACGUCGGUUGGGGCCACUCAGCUUGAACCGGACCAGACCAUCUAUGACCGGGAGAGUGCCAUGCAAAUCAACUUUACGGCCCUGUACGUCGAACGUGGCUACAACGUCACAAGCGGACCACUGGACUUCUUCGCCACGGGCGGCGGCUUCUCGAAUUACUUCACUCCGCCGCCGUACCAACAAUCCGCCGUUGCCGACUAUCUCGCCAGCCACAACAGCCUACCGUAUUACAUCGCCAACGCAGCCGCAUCCAACAUCGGCGAGAACGGUGGAGUAUACAACCGCGGCGGACGCGGCUACCCCGAUGUAUCGGCCAACGGCGCGUUUCUCCUCGCCUAUAACAAUCUCACCGUGAGCCAUUUCUUCGGCACGAGUCUGUCGGCGCCCAUCUUCGCGUCGGUCAUUACGCUCAUCAACGAAGAGCGGACUGCUAUUGGCAAAGGUCCUGUAGGCUUCGUCAACCCUACUCUAUACGAGCAUCCCUACGUCCUCAACGACAUCGUCAAUGGCUCGAACCCCAACUGCGGGUCCUCCGGGUUCCAGGCAGCCCCUGGGUGGGAUCCUGUCACAGGUCUUGGCACGCCGAAUUACCCGAAGAUGUUGGAGCUAUUCAUGAGUUUGCCAUGA
This is a messenger RNA of Saxophila tyrrhenica, 1923 nucleotides long. RefSeq lists its product as uncharacterized. Gene Ontology annotation, biological process: proteolysis. The record is from RefSeq and is a predicted model, not a curated record. The transcript has 4 exons. Bases 1 to 1923 code for a protein of 640 amino acids. Lineage: Eukaryota; Fungi; Ascomycota; Dothideomycetes; Mycosphaerellales; Extremaceae. Gene Ontology annotation, molecular function: tripeptidyl-peptidase activity; serine-type endopeptidase activity.